GUUUUUUUUUCAAUAAAAUGAAUAGUUUAAUGGCUAACAUUUUUAUUUUUAUACUACAUUCACACAUAUUGGUCAAUGUCAUUACAGAAGAUGUUAUUGAACUUGGUCAAUCAUCAUGUAGAUACUCAGGUAAUCAUGAUGCCAACAAUGCAGCCUGUUACGUUGAUGCAUUUGACAUAAGCAAAUUACCAACGAAUGAAUGCACGUCUUAUAUCUAUGACGGAAUAACAUGUACAGACGAUUCAAAAAUCGUACCUGCUUAUUCUCCAGAUGAUUUAACAAACAUCAAAUUACUAAUUACUUUAAGCUCUAAAGUAUUUUUAUUUUAUAAAAUAAAUUUGAAUAUUUGGAGAUCUGCCAGUGUUAAUGAUAGCAUUGGAAUCGAAGCACAAAGCUUGAAAAAAUUUUUUGAUGAAUAUCCUGUAGCGGGGUUGAUUUUUACUGGACCAGACAUUCCUGAUGAUUCUAACAACUUCAACAUAGUAUUUCAAUCAUAUUUCGCAUGUAUAAAGAAUACAAAUCCAAAAAUUAAAAUUGGUUUUUAUUUACAAGCUUCAACAAUGACAUAUAUUAAAAACGAAUCAGAUUGGUUCGAUUUUUCAAAGCUAAAUGACAUUAUGGAUUUCUAUUUGAUUACAUUUUAUCGUUUUAAUGAUUGUUUUGAUGAAUUAUUAAAUGGUGGAACUACUCCUUUGAAUUCAGAUCAUUCAGAUAUUAAUACCUUAGAAAUAUUUGGUGCUUCUUUAAACGUCUCAAAAAUCGCAAAGGAAAAAGUGUAUUUAGAAUUUAUGAUAACUCCUACAAUAAAUUAUGGUGAUCGUUUGAAGUAUAUGCAUUGUGAAGUAUCAUUUGACCAGUAUUGCAAAACCGAUAUCAAAAGUAAAUGGUGUGCCGACAAUGAAACAACAUUCUAUGAAAAAGGUGUAUUUGCAAGACAAUAUGCAGCAGGAUAGGUAGGGAGGGAUAUAGAUUUAGUCGAUCGUGGUGGAAGUUGUGGAUGUAACGGUGAUCAGUUCAUAUCGUUUCAUAUGAUAUUAGAUGCCUACAAUAAUAAAACAAUGAGGACUUGCGAUUUUAAAAAGGGCUGAAUAUUUAAAUUAAUUAUGAUUGUCAUCUAAUAUUGUAAUUAUAUUUACGAUAAAAUAA
This is a messenger RNA of Rhopalosiphum padi (bird cherry-oat aphid), 1146 nucleotides long. RefSeq lists its product as uncharacterized. The coding region runs from base 18 to 953 and encodes 311 amino acids. The transcript is spliced from 8 exons. Lineage: Eukaryota; Metazoa; Arthropoda; Insecta; Hemiptera; Aphididae. The record is from RefSeq and is a predicted model, not a curated record.